This is a messenger RNA of Loxodonta africana (African savanna elephant), 4325 nucleotides long. It is a transcript of the gene LYPLA1, whose product is annotated as lysophospholipase 1. Gene Ontology annotation, molecular function: carboxylic ester hydrolase activity; palmitoyl-(protein) hydrolase activity. Bases 85 to 744 code for a protein of 219 amino acids. Gene Ontology annotation, cellular component: cytoplasm. The record is from RefSeq and is a predicted model, not a curated record. Gene Ontology annotation, biological process: protein depalmitoylation. Lineage: Eukaryota; Metazoa; Chordata; Mammalia; Proboscidea; Elephantidae. The transcript has 9 exons.
CGGGAUUCGGCGCUCUCACGCCCUUGGCCGCGGCCGGGCGCCGCUUUCCCUUCCGCUUCCGACGCGCGGUCGCCAAGCCGGUGUAUGUGCGGGAAUAACAUGUCCGCCCCGCUACCCGCCAUCGUGCCAGCCGCCCGGAAGGCCACCGCUGCGGUCAUUUUCCUUCAUGGAUUGGGAGAUACAGGGCAUGGAUGGGCAGAAGCCUUGGCAGGUAUCAGAAGUUCACACAUCAAAUACAUCUGCCCACAUGCGCCGGUUAUGCCUGUUACGUUAAAUAUGAACAUGGCUAUGCCUUCUUGGUUUGAUAUUAUUGGGCUUUCACCAGAUGCACAGGAAGAUGAACAUGGAAUCAAACAAGCAGCAGAAAAUGUUAAAGCAUUGAUAGAUGAAGAGGUGAAGAACGGAAUUCCUUCUGCCAGAAUUAUUUUGGGAGGAUUUUCUCAGGGAGGAGCUUUAUCUUUAUAUACUGCUCUUACCACACAACAGAAACUGGCGGGUGUCGUGGGGCUCAGUUGCUGGCUUCCACUUCGGACCUCAUUUCCACAGGGUCCCAUCAGUGGUGCUAAUAAAGAUAUUUCUAUUCUCCAGUGCCAUGGAGAUUUCGACCCUUUAGUUCCCGUAAUGUUUGGUUCUCUUACUGUGGAAAAGCUAAAAACAUUGGUAAACCCAGCCAAUGUGACCUUUAAAACCUACGAGGGCAUGAUGCACAGUUCCUGUCCGCAGGUAAGGAAACUGAAGUCUUGAGAGACAAACUGGUCACAGAGCUAUUACGUGGAAGACCGAGGAUUCAAAUUGAUGUGCCCAGCCUCAAAUGGUAGAGGGUCAGUGAAAAAGAGGAAGACUCUCAAUGACGUGGUUUGACACAGUGGCUGUAACAAUGGGUCCAAACAGCAAUGAUUGUGAGGGUGGCACAGGCCUGAGAGUGCUUCAUUCUUUUAUACGUAGGACGGGCUGUUGCACCUGACAGCAUCCACUCAACAUACCACUUACAUAAGAAUCCCAGCUCAGACCCUGCUUUCAAGAAGCCGGACCCAAGGCAUUUCUGUCUUAGAGAACUUAGAGUACUUGCCACUCUUUAACUUGGGAAGUUCUGUAAAUACCUGCUUGAAUGAUGAUAUUUCAGUAUAUUGCCCCACCUGUUAAGGCAUUUUAAACUCUACUGGUGAUUACAUCCAAGAAAACCCUAUGUCGCAAGCCUACUCUAGCACACGGGGGCAUCAUGGCUCAGAAUCUACUCAACGUCUAGCAACCACAGCAACAACAGCACCUUAAGAUAAAGACAGGAAACUAUGAAGAGUAACGUUUUUGUCAUUGCAGGUGAUUCUUUUGCUCUCAGAGGACUUUCCGAAGUCACAGCCAUGGCUAGGGAUACUGCCUUAGUCCAUCCCAAGUACCCUAAGUAUUAUUACUUUUUAAAAAUUUUUAUUGUGCUUUAAGUGAAACUUUACAAAUCAAGCCAGACUCUCAUAUGAAAAUUUAUAAAUGCCUUGCUAUAUACUCCUAAUUGCUCUCCCCCUAAUGAGGCAGCACACUCCUUGCCUCGCUCUCUCUUUUCGUGUCCAUUCGGCCAGCUUCUGACCCCCUGUACCCUCUCAUCUGCCCUUCAGACAGGAGAUGCCAACAUAGUCUCAUGUGUCUACUUGAUCCAAGAAGCUCAUCCUUCACCAGUAUCAUUGUCUAUCCCAUAGUCCACUCCAAUCCCUGUCUGAAGAGUUGGCUUUGGGGAUGGUUCCUGUCUUGGGCUAACAGGAGGCCUGGGGACCAUGACCUCCGGGGUCUUUCUAUUCUCAGUUAGACCACUGAGUCUGGUCUUUUUAUGAGAAUUUGAGGUCUGCAUCCCACUGCUCUCCUGCUCCAUCAGGGGUUCUCUGCUGUGUUCCCUGUCAGGACAGUCAUCAGUUGUAGCUGGGCAUAAUCUAGUUCUUCUGGUCUCAGGCUAAUGUAGCCUCUGCUUUAUGUGGCCCUUUCUGCCUCUUGGGCUCAUAAUUACCUUGUGCCUUUGGUGUUCUUCCUUCUCCUUUGCUCCAGGUGGGUUGAGACCAAUUGAUGCAUCCGAGUAACCUAAGUAUUAUUUACCUUCCCUCAUAGUUUUGCUAAGUAAAUAAGUGAACCAGGAAAUUAAAAACGCUAAGUUCAUAUAGGUCCAUAAUUAUCAACCAAUCAAAUAAGAUCAUGUCACCUAACCCCUUGUUUCUCUAUCCAUAUACUUCUGUUUAGUGUCCCUCAAAGGUGAGGGCAUUUAGCAGAAUGUUUGAGAGAUUCAGUUCUGAAAUGUAAAUAUAUGAGAUUAGUACUUGUAAUUUUUAUAUAUGAAAUAUUUUUACAUUUUGUUGUUGUUAGGUGCCGUCGAGUCGUUUCCAACUCAUAGCGACCCUAUGCACAACAGAACGAAACACUGCCCGGUCCUGCGCCAUCCUUACGGUCACUGUUAGGCUUGAGCCCAUAGUUGCAGGCACUGUGUCAGUCCGUCCCAUUGAGGGUCUUCCUCUUUCCCACUGACCCUGUACUUUACCAAGCAUGAUGUCCUUCUCCAGGGACUGGUCCCUGGAGAUCUGAUAACAUGUCCAAAGUAUGUGAGAUGUAGUGUCACCAUCUUUGCUUCCAAGAAGCAUUCUGGUUGUACUUCUUCUGAGGCUGUUUUGAUCAUUCUUUUGGCAGUCCAUGGUAUACUCAAUAUUCUUCACCGACACCACAACUCAAAGGCAUCGAUUCUUCGGCCUUCCUUAUUCAUUGUCCAGCUUUUGCAUGCAUAUGAGGCAGUUGAAAACACUGUGGCUUGGGUCAGGCACACCUUUAGUCCUCAAGGUGACGUCUUUGCUUUUUAACACUUCAAAGAGAUCUCUUGCAGCCGAUUUGCCCAAUGCAAUGUGUCUUUUUGAUUUUUUUAAUAUUUACAUGGGAAGCAGUUAUUUAUGAAAUACUUUUCUAUUUUAAAUAUUUUUACAUGUGACAUUUAUGUAUGAAAUAUUGUAUGUAAGAAAUAAUUUUAUAGAUGAAAUGAUUUUAUGAAAUAGUUUUAUAUAUGAAAUAUUUUAUAAUAUAUUUAUACAUGAACUAUUUAACUUAUGAAAUAUUUUACAUGUGGAAUAUUUUUACAUAUGAAAUAUUUUCACACAGCAAUAUAUUUAUAGAUGAAAUAUUUUAUAUAGAUGAUUUUAUAUAAGAAAUAUUUUCAAACAAGAAAUAAUUUCUUAUAUGAAAUGUUUUUAUAUGUAACUUUUUAUAUGUGAAAUGUUUUCAUAUAUGAAGUAGUUUUUUUUUUAAUUUUUGAGUGAAACUUUACAAAUCAAGUCAGUCUCAUACAAAAAUUUAUAUGCACCUUGCUCUGUACUCCUAGUUGCCCUCCCAGUAAUGAGACAGCACACUCCUCUCAGCCCUCUAUUUUCAUGUCCAUUUAGUCAGCUCCUGACCCCCUCUGCCUUUUCAUCUCCCCUCCUGCCCACAUAGUCUCAUGUGUCUACUUGAUUCCAAGAAGUUCACUCCUCACCAGUAUCAUUUUCUAUCUUAUAGUCCAGUCCAAUCCCUGUCUGAAGAGUAGGCUUUGGGAAUGGUUCCUGUCUUGGGCUAACAGAAGGUCUGGGGACCAUGACCUCCGGGGUCCCUGUAGUCUCAAUGAGAUAUGAAGUAGUUUUAUAUAUGAAAUGAUUUUUAUAUAUAACGUUUUUAUAUAAGACAUGUUUUUCUGUAAGUACAUUUUUAAUCAUGAAAUUUUUAUGCAAGUGAUAUUUUAAUAAAAUAUAUGAAGUAUAUACAUAUAUGAAAAAUAUGACAUCUUUACAAAUGAUAUUUUAACAAAAGAAAUAUAUUAGAUUAAAAUUAAGUAUAUUAACGUGAAAUAAUCUUACAUAUCAAAUAUUUUUAUGUAUGAAAUAUUUUGUGUGGAAAACAUCUUUAUAUGUGACACAUGUCUUUAUGUGUGAAACAUCUCUAUGGCGAACACGUCUUUAUAUAUAAAACUCCAUUACGUGUGAAACACGGCUUUUUGCGUGUAACAUGUCUUUAAGUCAAUCAUGUCUUUAUGUGUGAAACACGUUUUUUUGCGUGAAACAUGUCUCUACGCGUGAAACGUCUUUAUGUUGGGACACAUCUUUAUUUUGAAACAUCUUUAUGAUGAAACAGGUCAUUAUGUUAAAACGUGUUUAUAUUGAAACAUGUAUUUGUGAAACUCAUCUUUAUGUGCGAAACACGUCUUUAUGUCGAAACAAGUCUUUAUGUUGGAACGAGUCUUUAUGUUGAAACAAGUCUUUUAUGGGAAGCACUUUAUAUUGAAAUGUCUAUUUGUGAAACUUGUCUUUUUUAUUAAACACAACUUUAUGUGUGAAAAA